Molecule: messenger RNA, 1752 nt
Organism: Exophiala bonariae
Lineage: Eukaryota; Fungi; Ascomycota; Eurotiomycetes; Chaetothyriales; Herpotrichiellaceae
Exons: 5
Coding region: 1-1752 (583 amino acids)
Biological process (GO): proteolysis; DNA-templated transcription; positive regulation of transcription from RNA polymerase II promoter by galactose
Cellular component (GO): nucleus
Molecular function (GO): aspartic-type endopeptidase activity; DNA-binding transcription factor activity, RNA polymerase II-specific; RNA polymerase II cis-regulatory region sequence-specific DNA binding
Source: RefSeq, a predicted model, not a curated record
AUGUUGAUGAAACUCAGUGUUCACGAGAACGCCCGGUAUCUAUCAAAUGUUGAGCGGCGCGUUCGUGAUCUAGAGUCUUUAUUCUCACGGUUGCUUCCGGAUAUAGAUCUUGAAAAUGCUUUGGCAUCCACCCCCGAUUCAUUGGCCCCCAUUCAAACACCGCCGCCCAUACCUCAACAUCCAUUUGCUCAAAUAGCGAGUCCUACUUCAGAAAUUGACAAUGGAUUGGAGACGGUACCCGAUACGGCACCGAGUGGCGCAGAAGGGUACGACUGGACCGAAGAGACAUCUUUGGACUAUCUAGCUGAUGGGAUGGCGGCAUUGCGUAUUGAGCCAACUGGUGCUGGCUACCUAGGUUCAACAUCCGGCGUUGCAUUCCUGCGAUCUCUGCUACUUUGGCUUGGAAACCCUAGGCUCUUGACUGAAAGUCACUUCCGAGCCGCUGAUCUCGUUGGCGAAUCACCUGCCAUGCUUGCGGCCUCUUCCCACUUUUCCAAUACCGCACUCUCUCGGCAGAUCGAGAGUAAGCUCAUUGAAGCGUACUUCGAGAACUACCAUGUCGUGUAUCCUUUUGUGCAUGAGCCCACAUUUCGAGCUCAAUAUCAUGAGAUCAUCUCACGACCUGUGAGCGCUUCCUGGAAACUACUGCUCUCCACUGUGCUAGCGCUAGGGUCUUGGUCAUCUGGACAAACUCAAACAGAGCUUGAUGAACAACUCUACCGCCGCUCAAUAUCUCUUGGCGAAGAUGAGUCAAUCUUUGAAAUCGCGAAUCUCACUACAAUUCAGGCACUUGUGCUGAUGAGCAAUCUUGCUCAGAAAAGGAACAGACCGAACACUGGCUGGAAUAUGCUAGGGCUCGCUACCCGCAUGGCACUCAGCCUGGGAUUGCACCGUGAGCAUCCAACCUGGAAUAUUGGUAUCCUACAUCAAGAAAUGCGGCGUAGGGUCUGGUGGGGCCUUUUCCUGUUUGAUAGCGGCGCUUCAACAACCUUUGGACGGCCAAUACUACUCCCCGACCACAACUCCAUGGACACCAAGCAUAUACUGAACAUUGAUGAUGAGGACCUCACACCCAAGACCUCCAACCAACCAACGGAGUCAUCAAAACCAACAAUAUACUCUAGCAUGAAAGCGCAGUCAGGCUUUCAUGUCGAAUCCAAUUAUAUCUCGAAUCGAUUACUACUGCAUGGUUCUGUUUCUCCGGUCGACGCGCUGCUAAUGAAUGCUACCUUGGAUAAUUGGGCUGUCAAUUUACCAGGUUACUUUCAUCUCAAUAAUAAUCCUCAGAAUUCAGAACCUUGGUACACAUUCGCCCGUGCUCGUCUACAUUGGCGUUUAUGGAAUUUCAAGAUCAUCCUCUUGCGUCAAGUUUUAAUGCGCCAAGUAAUGAAAAGUGGUGGAGAGAUCUUGUCCGGUGUACCUAUUUCAGAAGCUGAAAAAUAUUUUCUGUUCCAUGCUGCAUUGGCAACACUGAUACCGAUACUGGCUGGAAAUGAUUCCCAAGAUAUUGAGCUUCGAAAAACAGACAUAAGAAUGGCCCGUGAUCUCUUCUUGCAAGUCCUUGCGGGCAAUUCUCUAGCAGCUCAAUGUGCUGAUAUUAUUGACCGAUUGCAGCCUAGUGCGUCGUUGGAUACACUAGUCAACCUCGAUAACAUCCCCACGGAUUGGAUGGGAGGAAUGUCGCAGUUUCCAGAAGACCCGAAUGCAUUCUUCACAACAUUCGGAUGGGAAGACGUCAGCACAGAUUUCUGA